Caenorhabditis elegans is the source of this 1064-nucleotide messenger RNA. NCBI's taxonomy places the organism in Eukaryota, Metazoa, Nematoda, Chromadorea, Rhabditida, Rhabditidae. The record is from the annotation of a RefSeq genome assembly.
AUGCUAUCCGAACACUAUGAACCUUCAUUUCAGCAGGCAUGCUCAAUUUUUUCCGUACUCACAUAUCUCCUAUUGAUGUUCCUGAUUCUCACCAAGUCGCCGCCACAACUUGGAACGUACAAGUGGCUCAUGUUGUACACAUGCCUCUUUGAGCUAGUUUACACUUCCUUAGAUAUUUUUGUUGAGCCAGUAGGUUUUUCGGAAUCGUGUAAGAAUUAUGAGGAAGUUUUCAGACUGUCCGAACAUAUAAUUCGUCAUGCUACCUGUUUCAAGAUUUGAGCAUUUCCACUUUUGGACACGAGGCAACAUUGACUUACUGUUCAUUCUACGGGUCUGCAAUGUCGAUUUUCGCGAGUCAUUUCAUUUACCGAUAUGGUGCAGUUAACACAGAUUUCAAGCUGAAAUACAUUUCUGGAACAAAGCAGAGUAUCCUUUUCAUUGCUCCAAUAUUUACUGGAAUAGUUUGGGGGUUGUUCUGUUGGUUGAUUAUGGGCGAAUCUUCAACAAAAACUGCAUUUUUGAGGAAACAUUUUCAAGAAGAGUUUGGCUUAAAAAUCGAAGAAUGCGCUUACGUUGCGUAUUAUUUCUGGCCUGUUGAUGAGGACAGGGUUUCCUAUCCCGAUGCCAUGUCCUUUAUGGGUGUUGCCAUAAUGUUUCUGAUUGUCGGUUCUUCAUUUGUUGCGGUUGUUUAUUUUGGAAUCAAAUGCUAUCAGUAUAUAUCACAGCAACUUGGAAAUGUAUCCGCACAGUCACAGGCAACCAAGACUAUGCAAGUUCAACUUUUCUACUCUCUAAUCAUUCAAUCCGUGAUUCCUUCUUUCUUAAUGUAUUUGCCUGCUGGUAUUGUGUUUUCAAUUCCUAUUCUUUUUCCUAUUCUUAAUCUGGGUUAUGAUGUGAAAUUUUCGUUUAUUUCCUACACCAUUGCAAUCUACCCAGCAAUUGACCCACUUCCAACCAUUUUGAUGAUUAAGAGCUAUAGAAACGGUUUGAUUGAUCUAAUGAGGUGUCGCAAGAAGAAUCAAAUCACGGCUAGUUCUAACAAAAAUAUAUUCGUAACUUUCUAG